ACUCUUGUGUGCUAAGAAAAUACUAAUGAUUUUAGUCACGGGGGAGAUAAACUUUCAUUGAAUCUGUUGACUACGGUACUGUAGAGCUUUAUACGCCAUCGGUAGGCCUAAAUUAUUAUUAUUAUUUUUUUUUUUUUACUACAGGACACAAACCUCCUUUUUUAGUUGUUUAAAUAAAAAUAGAAUCGAUUUUUAAAGUCUAUUUCUGAUUUUGAGCAGUGCUCUGGAAUAUUAUUACCGUGUAUUAAAAAAUAGUGAAUGGCUUUACCGAGUAUAUUCGGUUUUAUUCAGAAUGUCUCUCGACUCUCAGUCAUCAAAGUCUGUACACUGUACUGAGCUGUAACUGUAACUGAGUAAAAUGUGUUAUCUAUAAGUCAGUGUAUUAAUAAUAAUAAUAAUAAAGGGUCUUAUAUAGCGCCUAGGGCUGGGCUCACCGCACUGUACAUAAAAAUUUUAUCAAAAGAGACAUAAUCAUGACAAUUAAAAUAAAAUACAUUUGAAAUAAGGAACAGCAAAAAAAAAAUGUAUUUUCACCAACCCCAGCUCAUAACUUUUACAAGGCAGCCAGCAAGUUCGUUUAUCGGUCAGAGGAGGGGAAUCACUCAGUUCACUCAGGGUAGUAUAAUUUAAAAAGAUGUGUUUUGAGUGCAGUUUUGAAGGCCUGGGUCUGGGUAGUUGGACCGGUUGGUAUAUUGCAUAUGUGUAGUAGUAGUAGCAAAGAAUUCCAUUGUUUGGGGGCACAGAAAGAGAAAGAUCGUUCACCAUAUGUUUUAGUGUGUCUUGGGAACGGACACUAUACGCGUGUCGGCAGAGGAGUAAGUGAAAGUGCCUAUUAACUGUUACUAAUUAAUUGCAAUAACUUAACUUUUAACUGCAGAAGAAGUGCAUCAGGAACUAUGAAUUAUCUAAUUAUGAUAAAUGUUAUAAAGUUAUAUACUAAGACUAGGCACUUUAGUAUCACCCGGGAAAUGCAGAAAACUGGGUAUCAUGAUUUCAUUAUCCGAAUUGCAACUUCCACUUUUUAAUUUACAGAGACUCUGGUUGUUUAGGAUUUCUUUCCUAAUUAUAGACUAUCACUAUCAUGCACAUUCUAUUUCCAACCAUGCCCAUAUCUUAGAGACAUUAGAGUAGACAUAAUAUAUUGUUUUACCAUUAGACACUUUUUUUAUAAAAAGAAUUUAUGAUCUUCACAUUAAAUUGAAGGUAAAAACAAUACUAACUCUACUUAUUCAUUGAGUCUUUGAUUCUAACAAUGUAUGUUGAUUUGUGAACUCAUUUAAAAUUAGUGACUAGUGACAUACUAAUUUUUUGUCAUAUUCAUAUAGUAUAUGGGAAAUAUAUAAUUUAUAUAUUAAUAAGGAAACUUAUAAAGAUUUUUUUUAAAUUUAAAUUUGAAGAAUAUUAACAAUACCAGUAGCUAAAAUUAUAUUUUACUCCAUUCCCUGUAACCAUUAUGUUUUGUCUCAUUUUAGAAUAAAGUUUUAGACGUAAAAACAAAAGCUAAAUAAGGGUCAUGAAAUGUGGAGGAAAACUCCAUAGUGAAAAAGUUGUAUUGAGGUCCUUGCUAAAAAAAUUCAUAACUUUUGAACCACUAGAGCUAGAAUGUUGAUCCUGUUUUUUUUUGUUUUUUUGUAAACCAUUCGCUAGCCUACAUACAAAUACAACUAUAUUAUUUAUAUAUUUGUAACAAUGUUUUGAAAUUUUCAUCAAAGUUCCUAUUAUUUACUGACCCAUACUCAUAGUCAUACCAAUCAAUAAUUCCAAAAAGUUUAUAAAAACAUUAGUUUGUCGUAAUUAUUUUUAAAUUUUUGUUAGAGAUCAUUCUUAAAAACUAAUAGGCCCUAAUGUGAUAAACAAAAGUUUUAAAUUAAGCCUUAAUUUGUGUUAUUUUAACUUUUUUGAGUUUGUAUUUACAAAAAAAAAAUUUUUGCAGACCUAGGCAAAUAUAUUUCUCAGUAUAUUUGAUAUAGUAGGGCCUAUUUAAAAAAUCUAAUUUAUAAUUUAUGUAUAAAAAUGUAAAUAUUACUUUCAUUAAUGCUGUAAACUUUGUUUUUAUUUAAAACAUCCCAAUAUUUUUUUUUAGUGUUUUAAAUUAAAAAAAUAAGAUUAUCUAAAAAUAUUAUAUAUUAUAUUGUUACUUAAGAGUUAAAAAUUUUUUUUUUAAGUUCAUCUUCUUGUGGCAUCAAGUCUCAUAGAUAUGACAACUACUACAUCCACGGAUAAAUCAACUGCUAAACCUGAUGAGACUUGCAGUCUCAGUUUUCUAAAAGAUUUCCCUCCUGGACCUCUAGAUCCCUACAGACAUGAGGCUUCAUUUAGCUGGAAGCAGAUGGCUCUAUUCCUUGAAGGCGAGGACAUUCUUAGAUUUAAGGUGAUUAUCAACACGUGAAUGGGAAGAACAUUUUGAGAUUUAAGAUGAUCAUCAACACUAAAUUUUAUUUAGUUGUAAACCAGAUCAAAGAGACUAUAUUUAUUUAGCCACACCCUAAAAUGCGGUUCUGAGCUUGGGGUCAGCUAGAGCUCAUUCACUGGGAAAGAUGACGUAAACACGUGGUUUGCAUAACACUGCAGCUUGGUCAUGUGCAUUAAAAUAUGAAACUAAAUUGUUUUUUUAUAUUUUGUAAACUACUUGACUUGAAUCAGAAUUUAUUCUCAUCUGUAUUUAAAAGUGGAAUAAAAAAGGUGCUUUUUAAACUUUUAUCCCCAGUACAAAAUAUUCCAUACUCUUGAAAAUGACCCCGUCUUUUCUAAAGGGUUUGAGACCCCAUCACUGGAUAAACAGAGGGAGCUGACAUUUCGUCGCACCCAGCAUGUUGCUGCAUACAACUUUUUACCAGAGGAAGAGCUGUUUGAAAACCCUCUUAAGUACAAGGCAUUCACAGAAGCCCUCGGCAUGUACGACUGGACAGUGUCUGCAAAAUUAAAUCUUAAUAUAGAGGUAAUUUUAUUUACCAUUUUUUGUAGUUACAGUUUCGGAAGUGGGGCAAAAUUGUUGUUUUAUAAUUAUAUGCCAUUGAUUGUUAUGUUUUAUAUGCCAUUGAUUGUUAUGUUUUAAAUGCCAUUGGAAGAGACAACAAUUAAUUAGUCUCAUAGUUGAGGUUUUAAAGAAGGGAUAAAAUUUACUCGCUACCAAGACAAAGAAUAAAUGAUGGAGAUCAAAAUCAGGCUGAUUUAUGCUGUCUUUAUUCCAAUCCUUGCCAGUGUCAAAUCUGUCAAAUCUUGAAUAAAAUUCUAAAGAGAAAAAUAUUCACUUAGGAAAUGAUAUGUAUGAGGCAAGCACCUGAUAAAACAAGAAGGAAACAUACGGAACCAGGAAAUAAGAUAAAUGGAUGGUGCUGUCCCAAUCAGCCCAGCAACAAAUUAAUGGGUUUUGCCGGACACCUGCUUGUAAUGCCUAUUAACCCUCGAACUGUGGUCGGCCGAUGAAAUCAGCCCAUAUUCUCGUUCUGUGCUGUGGCGGCCGAUAAAAAAACACGGUCCAAUAGCAACUUCCAAUUCAAUAUUUAACCGAAAUCAUAGCCACUUCCUUUUAUUAAUAAUUAAAUCAUCUUCCGGGUCAAGCUGUUUCUUGAUAACUGAACAAUAAGUACUUUUUAAUUGGAAUUUUAUAUCACUGUUUUUUAGAAGCAAAAAUGGCGGAAGCCAUGGCUGGGCCUUCAGUGCGAGAAAUAAUAGAAAUAUUUUUUAAAGCUUUCUAGGAGAGGAUUUAAGUGAUACUGAUGAUGAUUUUAUAAUUCCCCAUGAUAUCUCACUUCAGAUUCUUCUUUUCGUGAAUCUGAUACUAGUCCUAGUGAUACUGAGUAGGCCUAAUGAGGCUACUGUUUGACUUUGAGCCAGAACCGGAGGUUGGGCAAGGACUGACUGAAUUUUAGUCACAGAAGCUACAUAUUAUAAAUCAGAACUAAUAAAUUUUAUAGUUUAACAACCCAAAUCAGUUCCACAGUUCCUUUUUAAAUGUUUAAUAGUCAAUAAUAACUAUUUUGCCUGAGAUUUUGUAUUUUGUAUUUGGUUUUAGCUGUGGUCCCAGUUUCUUAUAUUAAUGACCUAAAAUUACUAAAAUUGCUUUCAGAUGUUUAAUUGCAAUCAAAACCUUAGCAAACUAUACAUUUUCUGAAAGAUAAAUGUAUUUGCUACAACAUUUAGAUUUGUGUUUUAAGUGUAUCUAUAAAAAUGAAUGAUGUUAUGUGCACUUGAAAGCAAGACAUUUUUCGAUUUUAAUUUUCUUGAGCAUUCCAAGGUCAAGGACACUGAGCAAAAUUUUUUUAACGGGGUGGGCAAUAUAGCCAACUUUAUCCCCAUCCAUUUACUUUUCUAAAAAUAUAAAUUAUUGGGGGUCUUGUAUCAAUAUUUCUAUGUCAUUUAAUGCAAUUUCAAAAGGCACUCAAAAAGCUCUGAAAAGCUCCUCACCACAGAAUGAUGCAUGCCACAGUUCGAGGGUUAACCAUCCUGCAUUGCAAGCAUACAGUAGCAGGCACUCAGGGCCAAGGAAGACACAGAGUCAGGGAAUGUGUUAAGGACAUCUUUAAAGUCCAAAACAAGAACUACCAGCAGGCCUUACACCUUGCUGCAGUCCAUGAACUAUAUCUUCCUUGAUGUUUAAAACGGACAGAAGAAGAACAUGUCAAGUUUUAUUUCAAGAUAUUUCAAAUUUCUUUCAAAUAAUCACAUAAUUCAAGAAUUUCAAAUAAAGAUCGUAUUUAUUUCAUUUGAAAUGUGCUUCAUAGAUUACAUCAUCAUAAUAUAUAACAAAUAAUAUUUUUUUUUUUAGAUGUUUGCUGGCUCUGUACGUAACAUGGGCUCUAAACGUCAUUCUGAGAUUGUAGAGCAAAAUCAUUCACAUCAGGUGAGGCAACCAAAUCAUUCAAAUCAGUUAAGGUAACAAGCAUCAUUUAAGUUUCAGUCAGUAUGCCACAAUACCAACCAUGAUGACACUAAAAACUUGCAUAUUAAUAUCAAGCAAUGCAAGAAAUGAAACAUUCUUUAACAACCUCAUUACAAUCUCUAACCCUAUCUUCUCAUUACAAUCUCUAACCCUAUCUUCUCACUACAAUCUCUAACCCUAUCUUCUCACUACAAUCUCUAACCCUAUCUACUCAUUACAAGCUAGCUUUAAUCUCUCAUUACCAUUUCUAAAUUACUCACUACAUUCAACUAACAGAACUUUGGAUGCUUCAUUCUCACUGAGUUAAGCCAUGGCAGCAAUACCAAGAAUAUGAGAACCACUGCCACCUAUGACUCCAAGACUAAGGUAAACUUUCAUUUCACCUUUAGCGUUAGACAGACACCCUCCAUGUUGUGAACUUUCAAUGAGACACUUAGACACCCUCCAUGUUGUGAACUUUCAAUGAGACACUUAGACACCCUCCAUGUUGUGAACUUUCAAUGAGACAUUUACACACCCUCCUUGUUGUGUACCUUUAGUGAGACUCACUUACUAGACACCUAGACAAGCUCCAUAUUCCAUUCUCCAUGUGUGAGUCACUGACUAGAUAUAUUCUAUUCACUCAUUGAUAAUUUCUAUAUCAAUAAUUUGCUGGUUUAAACUUUUCACAUCCAUUAGUUGCACUUAUGCUUUUUCUACACCCAUUGAAGUCUGUUGUAUACCCUCUUUGUCCAUUAGUGUCUAUUACAUACCCUCUUUGUCCAUUGCAUAUCCUCUUUGUCCAUUAGUUCUAUUGCAUACCCUCUUUGUCCAUUAGUGUCUAUUGUAUACUCUCUUUGUCCAUUAGUGUCUAUUGCAUUCCCUCUUUGUCCAUUAGUGUCUAUUGCAUACCCUCUUUGUCCAUUAGUGUCUAUUGCAUACCCUCUUUGUCCAUUAGUGUCUAUUGUAUACUCUCUUUGUCCAUUAGUGUCUAUUGUAUACUCUACAUCCUUUACUGUCUAUUUUAAACUCUUUAUGCCCAUUACUAUCUAUCGCAUUCUCUCUAAAUCAGUUACUGAUUAUUGUAUACUCUUAAUGUCCAUUACUGUCUUUUGAAUACUUUCUGUAGGAAUUUGUCAUCAAUACACCAGACUUCGAAGCUACAAAAAUUUGGGUGGGCAACUUGGGCAAGCAGGCAACACAUGGCAUCCUGUACGCCCAGCUCUACACAGAAGAUGGCACCUGCCACGGCCUGCAUUCCUUUGUUGUUCCUAUCAGAGAUCCCAGAACACUUUUUGCCCUGCCUGGGGUUUUAGUUGGUGACAUGGGGGAAAAAAUUGGUCUCAAUGGAUUAGAUAAUGGGUAGGUGACUUGGUUGGUGACAUGGGGGAAAAAAUUGGUCUCAAUGGAUUAGAUAAUGGGUAGGUGACUUGGUUGGUGACAUGGGGGAAAAAAUUGGUCUCAAUGGAUUAGAUAAUGGUUAAGUGACUUGGUUAGUGACAUGGGGGAAAAAAUUGGUCUCAAUGGAUUAGAUAAUGGGUAAGUGACUUGGUUAGUGACAUGGGGGAAAAAAUUGGUCUCAAUGGAUUUGAUAAUGGGUAAGUGACUUGGUUAGUGACAUGGGGGAAAAAAUUGGUCUCAAUGGAUUAGAUAAUGGGUAGGUGACUUGGUUAGUGACAUGGGGGAAAAAAUUAGUCUCAAUGGAUUAGAUAAUGGGUAAGUGACUUGGUUAGUGACAUGGGGGAAAAAAUUGGUCUCAAUGGAUUAGAUAAUGGGUAGGUGACUUGGUUAGUGACAUGGGGGAAAAAAUUGGUCUCAAUGGAUUAGAUAAUGGGUAAGUGACUUGGUUAGUGACAUGGGGGAAAAAAUUGGUCUCAAUGGAUUAGAUAAUGGGUAGGUGGCUUGGUUAGUGACAAUGAAUGGUUUAUAAAAAACUUGAUGAAUAAACUUAAUAUUGUAAGGCUUUAAAGACUUCCUUGACAUGUUGAUAAUUUUUGACCCAAACAGGAACAUGGCAAUGUUGCCAGACCUGACUAUAUUUGUUUGUUAUCUCAGCUUGUCUGCUGGUUCACUGACCCUAGGAGUAGGGCAGAUUUAAGUCCUGCCUGAUUUCUCUAUUUUCAGCUUUGUGGCUUUCAAUCAGUUCAGGGUACCCAGAGAAAAUCUUCUGGAUAAAUUUGGUGACGUUACCCCUGAUGGUCACUAUGUUACACCAUAUAAGGUAAUAUGGGUCACUUUCAGGGUAGAAUGGUAAUUAAAUUGUAUAAUUUAUUGUGCAAUUAAUAUAUACUGGAAUCCCAACAAGAGUUUUGGUGCUUCUUUGGCGCACUGUCAGGGUACAGUGUAUGUACUUAAUUAUAUCAUUUUAUGUAUAAACUUUUCAAAGGAUCCCAACAAGAGAUUUGGUGCUUCUCUUGGGGCACUGUCAGGGGGCAGAGUUGGUAUUACAGGAAUGGGUGUGGCCAACUUGAGGCUCUGCAUGCCCAUUGCCAUUAGAUAUUCAGCAGUGAGACGCCAGUUUGGGCCUGGGAAAGAAGAGAUAGCUGUCAUUGAGUAUCAACUGCAGGUAAGUGUGCGUAUGAAUAGUCAAUCCAUUCAUGUUUGUUCAUUGUCACUCAUAUCAUGUUUGUUCAAAGUCACCUAAUCCAUUCAUGUUUGUUCAUUGUCACUCAUAUCAUGUUUGUUCAAAGUCACCUAAUCCAUUCAUGUUCAUUGUCACUCAGAUCAUGUUUGUUCAAAGUCACCCAAUCCAUUCAUGUUUGUUCAUUGUCACUCAUAUCAUGUUUGUUCAAAGUCACCUAAUCCAUUCAUGUUCAUUUUCACUCAUAUCAUGUGUGUUCAAAGUCACCUAAUCCAUUCAUGUUUGUUCAUUGUCACUCAUAUUAUGUGUGUUCAAAGUCACCUAAUCCAUUCAUGUUUGUUCAUUGUCACUCAUAUCAUGUUUGUUCAAAGUCACCUAAUCCAUUCAUGUUCAUUGUCACUCAUAUCAUGUGUGUUCAAAGUCACCUAAUCCAUUCAUGUUUGUUCAUUGUCACUCAUAUCAUGUUUGUUCAAAGUCACCUAAUCCAUUCAUGUUUGUUCAUUGUCACUCAUAUCAUGUUUGUUCAAAGUCACCUAAUCCAUUCAUGUUCAUUGUCACUCAGAUCAUGUUUGUUCAAAGUCACCCAAUCCAUUCAUGUUUGUUCAUUGUCACUCAUAUCAUGUUUGUUCAAAGUCACCUAAUCCAUUCAUGUUCAUUUUCACUCAUAUCAUGUGUGUUCAAAGUCACCUAAUCCAUUCAUGUUUGUUCAUUGUCACUCAUAUUAUGUGUGUUCAAAGUCACCUAAUCCAUUCAUGUUUGUUCAUUGUCACUCAUAUCAUGUUUGUUCAAAGUCACCUAAUCCAUUCAUGUUCAUUGUCACUCAUAUCAUGUGUGUUCAAAGUCACCUAAUCCAUUCAUGUUUGUUCAUUGUCACUCAUAUCAUGUUUGUUCAAAGUCACCUAAUCCAUUCAUGUUCAUCGUCACUCAUAUCAUGUUUGUUCAAAGUCACCUAAUCCAUUCAUGUUUGUUCAUUGUCACUCAUAUCAUGUGUGUUCAAAGUCACCUAAUCCAUUCAUGUUUGUUCAUUGUCACUCAUAUCAUGUUUGUUCAAAGUCACCUAAUCCAUUCAUGUUCAUUGUCACUCAUAUCAUGUUUGUUCAAAGUCACCUAAUCCAUUCAUGUUUGUUCAUUGUCACUCAUAUCAUGUUUGUUCAAAGUCACCUAAUCCAUUCAUAUUUGUUCAUUGUCACUCAAUCAAUUGGGUUAUCCCAAUUCAUGCAUAUAUGUGACAAGAUGCUAUUGUGUUAUGUUCCAUGGCACAGUUGUUAGAGAUUAUAGAUGAAUGUCAGAGCUAUAAGAUAACAGAUGUAACUUGACCUAGGCUAAUGGUGUCAAGGGGUGGGGCUACUGGCAGGGCCAUGGUAUACUAGGAUUUUCUAAACAUUCUUUUACUUGGCUGUUGUUUUAACAUUUAGGUUGUUCAGGUACAGAUAGCCAAUUGACCAAAAUAUUCAUAAAUGUUUUUGAAACGUGUUUGUUUAAUUAUUAAAGGGUAUUUAUUUUUGUUUUCUUGGCAAUUUAAAAAAUUAGGAAGUUGAAUAAAUAUUAGAUUAAUAUAUCAUUGUAUCCCUCCCACUGCGAGAUUUACUUUUCUCUUUUUAGAGUAACUAUGUUAAUGAUAAUUGUUAAGUAUUUAUUAGCAUGCAGAUCAUCAUUAAAGUGCAGAUCAUCAUCAAAGAUGAUCGUCAAACAUCAGAAUAAUUACAAGAAAAUAGAACUGAGAAGCUCUCCAUUUACUGUUAAGUUACUGACUUCAAUUAGAAGUUUAUAAUAAAAGUUAUUUAGAUUUGUACAGUUACAAAGGGGAUGUUACUGACAUCAGUUAGAAGUUUAUAAUAAAAGUUAUUUAGAUUUGUACAGUUACAAAGGAGGAUGUUACUGACAUCAGUUAGAAGUUUAUAAUAAAAGUUAUUUUAGAUUUGUACAGUUACAAAGGGCGAGUUACUGACAUCAGUUAGAAGUUUAUAAUAAAAGUUAUUUUAGAUUUGUACAGUUACAAAGGGGGAUGUUACUGACAUCAGUUAGAAGUUUAUAAUAAAAGUUAUUUAGAUUUGUACAGUUACAAAGGGGGAUGUUACUGACAUCAGUUAGAAGUUUAUAAUAAAAGUUAUUUAGAUUUGUACAGUUACAAAGGGGAUGUUACUGACAUCAGUUAGAAGUUUAUAAUAAAAGUUAUUUUAGAUUUGUACAGUUACAAAGGGGGAUGUUACUGACAUCAGUUAGAAGUUUAUAAUAAAAGUUAUUUAGAUUUGUACAGUUACAAAGGGGGAUGUUACUGACAUCAGUUAGAAGUUUAUAAUAAAAGUUAUUUUAGAUUUGUACAGUUACAAAGGGGGAUGUUACUGACAUCAGUUAGAAGUUUAUAAUAAAAGUUAUUUUAGAUUUGUACAGUUACAAAGGGGGAUGUUACUGACAUCAGUUAGAAGUUUAUAAUAAAAGUUAUUUAGAUUUGCAGUUACAAAGGGCGAGUUACUGACAUCAGUUAGAAGUUUAUAAUAAAAGUUAUUUAGAUUUGCACAGUUACAAAGGAGGAUCAAUCUACACUUUUUUUGCCAUUUGCCCUCUACAUUAUAUUGUGUUAUGAAAAUGAGAUGAGGUUAUUGACAGAGAUGAGGUUGUUGACAUUAUUUAUUGUUAUCUGACAGCAAUGGCGUCUCUUCCCAUAUUUAGCAGCUACUUAUGCCUUGGAUAUAUUCUCUACCUCUUUCUUCAUGGACUUUGUGCUGCUGAGAAUAGGAGCCAUGGUUGGGGAUAACAGUCAGAAACAUGUAAGGCAGCUGAUACAGUCAGGUUAUACACCACAGUCAGUUUAUCAUUUAUAACAAAGCAAUCAGUUCAUGCCAUCACAAUGAGUAUAUACUGAGAAUAGGAGCCAUGGUUGGAGAUAACAGUCAGAAACAUGUAAGGCAGCUGAUGCAGUCAGGUUAUACACCGCAGUCAGUUUAUCAUUUAUAACAAAGCAAUCAGUUCAUGCCAUCACAAUGAGUCUAAACUGCACAAUCAGUUUAUGUCAGCACAAUUUAUACAAACAAAAUGAGCAUAUAUGGCACAAUCAGUUUAUACUACACAAUCAGUUUAAAACAAUACAAUCAGUUUAUGCCAGAAAAAUUUAUAUAAACAUAAUGAGUAUAUAUGGCACAAUCAGCUUAUAUGGACAAUCAGUUUACACAGAUCAGUUAGUUACAGGACAGAAAGUUGAUACCAGCACAAUGGAUGCCAGCAAAGUCAGGUGGUACAAAUGCAAUCAGAUUUAAUCUGUUUAUAAUAGCACCAUCGGGUUAUACAAGCAACAUUAUUUAGUGGUAAAAUUAUGUACAGGGUUCAACUGAGCAUUUGUCUUAACAUCAAAAAGUCAUUUGUGACCUUCCUCCUAAACCAGGCUGACCUUGGCAAGGAAAUUCAUGCAUUGUCCUGUGCUAGUAAGCCUUUGGCAGGAUGGAUUGCUCGGGAUGCUAUCCAAGAGUGCAGGGAAGCCUGUGGAGGGCAUGGGUAUUUUAAAGGUAAGUCAGGUGGUAGGCAUGAGGUCAGGUUACAGAUGGCAGCAUGUAGUCAAGCUACAGGUGCCAAGUGUUAGGCAUGAGGUCAGGUUACAGGUGGUAGUAUGGGGUCAAGUUAUAGGUGCCAAGUGUUUGGCAUGAAGUCAGGUUACAGGUGGUAGCAUGGGGUCAAGUUAUUGGCGCCAAUUGUUAGGCAUGAAGUCAGGUUACAGGUGGUAGUAUGGGGUCAAGUUAUAGGUGCCAAGUGUUAGGCAUGAAGUCAGGUUACAGAUGGUUGUAUGGGGUCAAGUUAUAGGUGCCAAGUGUUAGGCAUGAAGUCAGGUUACAGGUGGUAGUAUGGGGUCAAGUUAUAGGUGCCAAGUGGUAGACAGGAGGUCAGGUUACAGAUGGUUGUAUGGGGUCAAGUUAAAGGUGCCGAUUGUUAGGCAUGAGGUCAGGUUACAGGUGGUAGACAUGAGGUGGUCAGGUUACAGAUGGUUGCAUGGGGUCAGGUUACAGGUGGUAGACAUGAGGUCAAGUUACAGGUGUCAAGUUUUUGGCAUGAGGUCAGGUUCUAGGUGGUAGCAUUGGGGUCAGGUAACAUGUGAGACCGGGUCUAGACAUAAGUCAGGCUAACACAAUUUGAGUCUAAAAAUGCUUUAAAUGAACCUAUCGGCUUCUCGUCCUUGAAAUACAAGUUUAAUUUUGCUUUAGAGUUAAUAGGAACAUUUGAGGCUUGUUGUAAUGUGUAGUUGAUAUUUUUUAAUCUCAACACACAUCAAAACAAAUUAAUUUCAUGAAAACACUUUUAGUGUAUGAAUUUGUAUUUUUUUUUAUAGGAAAUGUAAUUUGUAACACUUUUAACAGAUGAAUUUGUAAUACUCUUUGUGAAUUAAAUUACAAUACUUUGAUUUAUUGAAUUGGUAAUACUUUUAGUGAAUCGUUUGGGUGAUAUACGUAAUGACCAUGAUCCCAACAACACAUACGAGGGAGACAACAAUGUACUUCUGCAGCAGACAAGCAACUAUUUACUGUCAUAUGUAGAAAAGGCUCUUUCAGGUAGAUUGGGUUACAAUGAUAACUCUAAUAAUUUAGAUAACUAUAUAUAGAUUAUACAGAAGUCGGGACACACAGGCAAUAUAUGGACACCUUGUAGAUAUUAAAUUGAGACAGCUACUUGUAUAAUAUAAACAGUUGUGUAAAAUAUUAGGAAACUCUUGCUCUUCUAUAUAAGUAAAUUGAUUAUCCUGAAAUAAGUCUAAUAAUAUCCAUAUAUCCAAUGGAUCCAACUGAUAAUUACCUGUAACUAUUUGGUCCAGUUCUACGUAACAUCCUGUAACAAUAGGUUGAACAGAGCUCUCUGUAGUAUCCCAAUGUUAGAAAGCACAGUGCUCCACAUUACUGUCAAUUUUGUCUUUGUUUUGCUUUGACAUUUUUCAGGGGAAACACUCACCAGCCCACUGGGAUCAGUCAACAUUUUGUCUGACUUGCCACAUAGGCUGAAAUCUCAAUUCUCUGCCAAAACUGUUGAGGAUUGCCUUAACCCUAAUGGUAAAAAGCUCAGUGGAAUAUAUUACAGUUAACAGUGGGUGUUGGUGAUUUUUUUUUGGGGGGGGGGGGGGAAAAACAGACAAGGGCAGUUGGCAACCAACACCAGGCACAGGGUAUUUUCUUAAUAAAAAGUACUUGACAUGUAUCCAUUAACAUGGAUAACUUUAUUGUAUGCUCCAAUAGGAUUCUGGAAAAACUUGUAUAAAAAUAACUCCUACAGAUGGAUGAAGGCUUUUAGUCAGCAUAACAAUCUGGUCACAUAUAUAUUAGCAAUAUUUAGUUUUAUUAGGAUAUGUCCUACAUGGCCCAUUUUGAUGUUGUCAGGGCUGCCUGAGCUGUUGGAUAAAGACUUCCUGUCAUUAUAUCCAAACCUGGUUCUGUAUCUUCUUCUGCUCCGUACCUGGGGCGAAGUUGGUCUAAAUGUCUCUUUCAUAUGGGACCAUUCGGAUAAAUCUUCACCUUGAAAAGUCGUGGACCCAUAACUUGGAUGAUUGUACCGGGAGCCCAUCCUGGUUUAGAAUCUGUUGUUGUUCCAUAUAUUCUGAUGUAACAUCGAUCACCCCUGUUUAAUGAUUGACGAGGACUUCUAUUUGUCCCAUUACGGACUGCUAUAUCUUUAAGAUGUUGUCCCCGUGCUCGAUGAGCAGGAGAGAGAACUAGAGUAUCAAUAAGUGUUCUUAUUUGCCGAUUGUUCAGCAGUUGGCUAGGUGAUGAUCCACUAGCCAAUGGUGUCCUAUGAUACUGACGCAGAAAGUCAUGUAGAGAUUCCUUUAAAGCUAAUGAUGAUUUCUUUAGUGAACUCUUGAAACUUUGAAUCAGUCGUUCUGCAGCUCCAUUCAUAGCAGGAUGAUAGGGAGCGCCUGCGAGAUGUACAAUACCCUUCUCUUUACACCAAUCCUGAAAUUCUUCCGAGAUGAAGCAAGUAGCAUUAUCACUUACUUUGGUGUGUGGAUAGCCGAAAUUAGCAAACUCUUCCUCCAGAAGAUCAAUGGUGGCUUUGGUCAAUGUAGAUGUUAUCCUGUGGAUACACAGAUACUUUGAAUAAGUAUCUAUCAUCACCAGCCAAUGUGAUCCCUUAAAGUUAAUGGAAUGGUCGAUAUGCACUCGACUCCAUGGUUGGAUACUUGCUUUGUUUGGGUCUCUGGCAUGUUCUGCACAUGCCUGGCAUGUUCGACCUAUCUCCAUGAUUUGAGCAUCAAGCCAGGGCUAGUAUACCGAUGAUCUGGCUAACUGUUUGAUUCGCUCAAUUCCAAAAUGUCCUGUAUGCAGGAUUUGGAGAACCUGAGCUUGUAGUAUUUUUUGUACCACAAUUCUUGAACCAUAAAAUAGACAAUUCAACUCCACGGAGAGUGAGUCUUGAAUAUUUUUAAAUGCUGCAAUGUUAGCUGCAUCGUUGUUCAAGUGCGCUUUGUUUGUAGAGGACGGCAAGCCCUCUUGACAAUAUCUCAUUACCGUAGACGCAAUAGAAUCUUUAAGUGACUCUUUAGCAAGAACUCCUUGGUCUGUUGGUCUGAUCUGUAAACUGAUUUGUUUGAUCAUGCAUACAGAAUCCAUGUCUGCUUCACUUUCUUCACCAUCAAAAAUUUCAUCUGGCCCUGAGGGUAGACGACUAAGAGCAUCCGCAUUGCAAUGUUCAGUUGACAUACGGAAUUCAAUGAUAUAGUCAUAUUGACUCAAUGUAAGAGCCCAUCUGGCUAAACGAUUUGCUGCCAGUGCUGCUGUUCCUUUUCCUGAACCAAAUAUACUUAUCAGUGGUUAAUGGUCUGUGACUAAAAAAGAUUUUCUUCCAUACAGAUAUUGAUGGAACUUUGAUUGUGCAAAAAUAAUUGACGCUGCUUCCUUCUGAAUCUGGCUAUAUUUGUGUUGUGUUUUUGUGAGAGUUUUUGAAAUGUUAGCAAUAGGGCAUUCUCUGCCAUCAGGAUAUCUGUGGAACAGAACACUUCCUAUGCCAACAUUAGAGACGUCACAGGCUAUGUCUAUAUCAUUGUCUAGAGUUGGCUCAUAGUGAGCUAGAACUGUAUCAGAAGAAAGCAAUUGCUGGACUUUCCUAAAAGCUUCUUCUUGUUCUGUUUUCCGGUUCCAUGAUACGUUCUUUUUAGUUAAAUAAUACAGUGGCUCAAGUAAAGUUGAUAGGUCUGGUAAGAACUUGUUGUGAAACUGCACUUGACCAAGAAAUGACCGUAGACUGGAAAUAUCUGUGGGUGCUGGCAUUGAUAUAACUGCAUCUACUUUGGCUCCUUUUGAUACGCCAUUGCUUGAUAAUUUAUGCCCUAAUUAUUUGAUUGAUUGUUGGGCAAAAAUGCAUUUUUCCAUCCUGCACUUUAAUCCAUUUUCAUUCAGUCUAUAAUAACCUAUGAAGGUUGAUUACAUGGUCUUCCUCAUUCUUUCAACUCACUAGAAUGUCAUCCAUGUACACUGCUACUCCAGGCAAAUCUUGCGUAAGUUUGUCCAUGAUUUCUUGGAAAUAUGCAGGAGCUGAGGUAAUCCCAAAUGGUAAACAUGUUUGCAGCAAUACACCUCUAUGUGUGCUUAAUAUCAAUUUCUCUUGGGUUUCUUUAGCCAGCUUGAUCUGAUUAUAAGCAUCAGCUAGGUCUAUUUUUGAGAAAUAAUGUCUACCUGCUAACUUCCUCAUGAGGUCUUCUGGUAAUGGCAUUGGGUACCUGGUUGUUUCUAACUGUUGAUUUACAGUUUUUGCAUAGUCCCCACAGACCCUAAUUUGUGACUUUUUUCCUGAGCAAGACUUCUUUCUCACUAGAACUAUGGGAGUGCCCCAUUGAUUGAACUGUACUGCUAGCCAGACUAGGAUAUUCCAGCUUCAUAAGCCUCUGCUAGCUCUGUCUUUACUGCAAAUGGAAGAUUUCUAGGUUUCAUAUAAAUUGGUUGUGCAUUUGGCUUGAACUUAAUUUUUAGCUCAAAGUGUUUCAAUAGCCCAAGACCUGAUUCAAACAAUUGAGGGAAUUCUUUACAGAUUUGUUCACAAGCUUUACUCAAUGAAUUUUGAUUACUAAUGUGAUUUGUCAUUGUUUGAGAAAGUGUGUCUAUCGAAAUCUUGAGGUUCUUUAUUGCGGUUCUGCCCAACAAAUUUAAGUUGUGAUCUUGCACUACUACAAAUGACAGAUUUGUAGAUAUUUCCCCUGCAUCAGCAUUUAUCUGAACACCUCCCAAAACAUCAAGUUAGUCACCAGACGCUGACUCGUACUUGACAGAUACUGGGCUCAAGGUUGGUUGUCCCAGCUUUCGCCAAACAGAUUCAGACAUAAAAUUUUCUCAUGCUCCGGUGUCAAUUUCGAAUUCUGUUUUGGAGCAUUCUCUUUCUUAUUAAGACAUACACUUUCUAGAUAUCGUCUCUUGUGGCAAAAGUGGCAGAUCAUGUCUUUAUACUUGCAGACAUUUCCUUUUGGCUGCCUCCUGUCUUAUUCUAGCUGCCUAUUCUAUGAUUGUCUCCCCUGGUUUUCUACUCGGAUCUGACCAAAAUUUGAAUCUUUCCCUGAUCACAAAUUUGGUCGGAUCAAACUGAUCCAUCAUUACCCCACAUACGUCUUCCAUGGUUAAAUCAUUUAUGUUUUGUGGUGACUCUCUUUGUUAUACAAGCGUUGACAACAGUUUUAUGGAGUUCUGGCAUUUGGCUUGUUAAGAAAAUGUGUGCUCACUUUUCCUUUGGUACAUUGUUUUCUAACACAAAGGUCACAUAUCUAGCAUAGUAGUCAGUGAAUUGGCUCAUUACUAUUGAAACAUGCGAAUUUCAUAUUACUCGACGUAUUCCCUUUUGCUAGUUUUAACAGUAAAUCAUUGUGCUGAUUCAGCUUUUGAAUGAUGACCAUUUGGGUCAGAUUUGACUCCACCAUUGUGUGUAUAUCUCUUCAGUUAUGUGAAGUCCCUGGUGUGUAUCAGUCUAACACCAGUCAAUACUGGGUUGAAUUGAGUUAUGCUGUGUUGUAGAUACUGGCCACCAAUUGCAUGUUUACUAUGUUUUUAGUGCCAACAAUAAACAUUGACAUAAAUAUACAUAAAAUACAAGUUGUCAAUAAUGUUGACUCUAUGCUUGAUUCCGGAACACACUCUUCAUUCACACACUUUCACUCCAGUCUCUGCACAUGCGCGUUGUUUGACCUAGUUGGCUAUCAGGACGGUCUAGUCCGCUAGUCUGCUAUAACAAUUAGAAUUUAAGAAUGUUGAAACACAUGAAUUUAUUCUCUACUAUCAAAACAUUGUCCUCACCAACCUGCUGCAGAGAUAGAUACUCACUGUUACAGCCAUGCAUUUGAACACAUGAAAGUUAAUGUUUGAUAUCUACUCUUAAUGAUACAUCCCUUCAUGAUCCGCCAGUUAUCAUUGCUUGUGAUGACACAUUGAAACCACUCUGUUACAGUGGCCCUAGAUGCAUACAAAUGGCUGGUCUGCUACUUAUUGGUGGAGAGCAACAGAAGACUGUCUGAACACAUAGGGAAAGAUGCAUUCACUGCACGUAAUGAUAGCCAGGCGUACUACUGCAGGUCUUUGUCAUUAGCCUUCAUUGAGGUAAGAAGCUUUAGAUGACUAGUGCACGCUAUCAAAGUUACCUUUUAAUGAGGUAAGAUGUUUUAUUUGACAUGUGUAUGCUAUUAAACAGAUACAGAUGUAUAAGAUGAUGGACUGCAAUUAAGCUUGAGUUAUUUAAUAGGCACAAACUCAUUGGAAAAUAAUUUCAUAAGAAGAGAGAGAGAGAUGGGACUCUGGCUGCUUGUAUAGCUUGAACGAGGAGAAACACAAAAAUCAACAUUUUGCCUGUGAUCAGUGUACUACCUAUUGGGCCACAGAAUAAAUGAAGGGAUUCAAGUUAAUGAUAACAACAAGCUGUAAAAGUGCAGAUGUGUCAAGCUGUCAUAGUGCAGAAGUGUCAGGCUGUCAUAGUGCAGAUGUGUCAAGCUGUCAUGGUGCAAAUGUGUCAAGCUGUCAUGGUGCAAAUGUGUCAAGCUGUCAUGGUGCAAAUGUUUCAAGCUGUCAUGGUGCAAAUGUGUCAAGCUGUCAUGGUACAAAUGUGUCAAGCUGGCAUGGUACAGAUGGGUCAAGCAGAAAUGGUGCAAUGUGUCAAGCUGUCAUGGUGCAAAUGUGUCAAGCUGUCAUGGUGCAAAUGUAUCAAGCUGUCAUGAUGCAAAUGUGUCAAGCUGUCAUGGUGCAAAUGUGUCAAGCUGGCAUGGUGCAGAUGGGUCAAGCAGAAAGGGUGAAAUGUGUCAAGCUGUCAUGGUGCAAAUGUGUCAAGCUGUCAUGGUGCAAAUGUGUCAAGCUGGCAUGGUGCAGAUGGGUCAAGCAGAAAUGGUGCAAUGUGUCAAGCUGUCAUGGUGCAAAUGUGUCAAGCUGUCAUGGUGCAAAUGUGUCAAGCUGUCAUGGUGCAAAUGUGUCAAGCUGUCGUGGUGCAAUGUGUCAAGCUGUCAUGGUGCAGAUGUGUCAAGCUGUCAUGGUGCAAAUGUGUCAAGCUGUCAUGGUGCAGAUGUGUCAAGCUGUCAUGGUGCAAUGUGUCAAGUUGUCAUGGUGCAAAUGUGUCAAACUGUCAUGGUGCAAAUGUGUCAAGCUGUCAUGGUGCAAAUGUGUCAAGCUGUCGUGGUGCAAUGUGUCAGGCUGUCAUGGUGCAGAUGUGUCAAGCUGUCAUGGUGCAAAUGUGUCAAGCUUUUAGAUUUGAAUAUUGUUCUUUGGAGACAAUUUCUCAAUUAUGUGCUUCUGAUUGUAAGAUUUAUAAUUGUAUGUACAGCAUUCAGUACAUCAGAGUAGUUUGUAAGAUUUAUAAUUGUAUGUACAGCAUUUAGUACAUCUGAGUAGUUUGUAAGAUUUAUAAUUGUAUGUACAGCAUUCAGUACAUCAGAGUAGUUUGUAAGAUUUAUAAUUGUAUGUACAGCAUUCAGUACAUCUGAGUAGUUUGUAAGAUUUAUAAUUGUAUGUACAGCAUUCAGUACAUCAGAGUAGUUUGUAAGAUUUAUAAUUGUAUGUACAACAUUCAGUACAUCAGAGUAGUUUGUAAGAUUUAUAAUUGUAUGUACAGCAUUCAGUACAUCAGAGUAGUUUGUAAGAUUUAUAAUUGUAUGUACAGCAUUCAGUACAUCAGAGUAGUUUGUAAGAUUUAUAAUUGUAUGUACAGCAUUCAGUACAUCAGAGUAGUUUGUAAGAUUUAUCAUUGUAUGUACAGCAUUCAGUACUUGAGAGGUUUGUGAAGGCGCUGGAUGAGAAGAAUGAUGAACCCACUCCAACCACUCUGAGAACUGUGUUGUCGAGACUGUGUGCAUUGUAUGGCCUGUGGAGCAUCGAGAAGCAUCUUACCACACUGUACCAGGGUAGGAAGACAUAGAUAUGUGUACACUGUACCUGUGUAGGAAGACAUAGAUAUGUGUACACUGUACCUGUGUAGGAAGACAUAUGCGUACAUUGUUCCACGGUAGGAAGACAUAGAUAUGUGUACACUGUACCAGGGUAGGAAGACACAGAUAUGUGUACACUCUCCAGGGUAGGAAGACAUAGAUAUGUGUACACUGUACCAGGGUAGGUAGACAUAUGUGUACACUGUACCAGGGUAGGAAGACAUAGAUAUGUGUACACUGUACCUGGGUAGAAAGACAUAUAUGUGUACACUGUACCAGGGUAGGAAGACAGAUAUGUGUACAGUGUACCAGGGUAGGAAGACACAGAUAUGUGUACACUCUCCAGGGUAGGAAGACAUAGAUAUGUGUACACUGUACCAGGGUAGGUAGACAUAUAUAUAUGUAGGUUUUUGUUUACAAAAACACAGAAAGAGAGCUUGGAUGAAUGUCAGGUAGGAAGAUCUUGACUAUUUUAGGAAUAGUUUGACUAUUUUAGGAAUAGUUUGACUAUUUUAGGAAUAGUUUGACUAUUUUAGGAAUAGUUUGACUAUUUUAGGAAUAGUUUGACUAUUUUAGGAAUAGUUUGACUAUUUUAGGAAUAGUUUGACUAUUUUAGGAAUAGUUUGACUAUUUUAGGAAUAGUUUGACUAUUUUAGGAAUAGUUUGACUAUUUUAGGAAUAGUUUGACUAUUUUAGGAAUAGUUUGACUAUUUUAGGAAUAGUUUGACUAUUGUAGGAAUAGUUUGACUAUUUUAGGAAUAGUUUGACUAUUUUAGGAAUAGUUUGACUAUUUUAGGAAUAGUUUGACUAUUUUAGGAAUAGUUUGACUAUUUUAGGAAUAGUUUGACUACUGUAGGAAUAGUUUGACUAUUUUAGGAAUAGUUUGACUACUGUAGGAAUAGUUUGACUAUUUUAGGAAUAGUUUGACUAUUUUAGGAAUAGUUUGACUACUGUAGGAAUAGUUUGACUAUUUUUCUCAUUAGCACCUUUUCUAACUCUCUAGUCAGUUCCAAGAAAAUAUUGUUUGGACUAUGUGUUAAUUUAUUUAGUGAUAGUCAUUGUGCUCAUCAUCUGCAUGCUUUAAUGCUUCUUUUAUGGUACAAGACUUGCAAUCUUUCACCAAUAGUAUGGAUGAAUACAAUACACACACAUAGACAGCUUGGAUGAAUACAAUACAAACACAUAGACAGCUUGGAUGAAUGCAAUACAAACACAGAGAGCUUGGAUGAAUGCAAUACAAAUACAUAGACAGCUUGGAUGAAUGCAAUGCAAACACAGAGAGCUUGGAUGAAUGCAAUACAAACACAUAGACAGCUUGGAUGAAUACAAUACACACACAUAGACAGCUUGGAUGAAUACAAUACACACACAUAGACAGCUUGGAUGAAUACAAGACACACACAUAGACAGCUUGGAUGAAUACAAUACACACACAGACAGCUUGGAUGAAUGCAAUACAAACACAUAGACAGCUUGGAUGAAUGCAAUACAAACACAGAGAGCUUGGAUGAAUGCAUUACAAAUACAUAGACAGCUUGGAUGAAUGCAAUACAAACACAGAGAGCUUGGAUGAAUACAAUACAAACACAGAGAGCUUGGAUGAAUGCAAUACAAAUACAUAGACAGCUUGGAUGAAUACAAUACACACACAUAGACAGCAUGGAUGAAUGCAAUACAAAUACAUAGACAGCUUGGAUGAAUGCAAUACAAACACAGAGAGCUUGGAUGAAUGCAAAACAAACACAUAGAAAGCUUGGAUGAAUGCAAUACACACACAUAGACAGCAUGGAUGAAUGCAAUACAAAUACAUAGACAGCUUGGAUGAAUGCAAUACAAACACAGAGAGCUUGGAUGAAUGCAAAACAAACACAUAGAAAGCUUGGAUGAAUGCAAUACACACACAUAGACAGCUUGGAUGAAUGCAUCACACACACAUAGACAGCUUGGAUGAAUACAAUACACACACAUAGACAGCUUGGAUGAAUACAAUACACACACAUAGACAGCUCGGAUGAAUACAAUACACACACAUAGACAGCUUGGAUGAGUACAAUUAAAUAGUUUAUUUAGUAUGUUAUGCACAUACAUAAUGUGGUACACACAUAGAGAAUGUGUAUGAAUAUUUAAAACACACAUAGAUACUAUAAAAUUUUUAAACUAAUGAAUGUACAGGUGGCUAUUUGAGUGGAGGUGAUCCACCAAGGCUGAUAAGAGAAGCCAUCUUGCAACUGUGUCUUCAGCUGAAACCUGAUGCAGUCUCCCUUGUAGAUGCCAUUGCUCCUCCUGAUUUCAUCCUUAACUCUCCCAUUGGCUGUUCUGAUGGACAGGUUAGAAUGUCAUAACUGUCAUGUUUCCUUCGUUAAUUUUUUUAAAAGGAAUAUAUUAAAUCUUUUCAACUUCUAAUUGGAAAUGAUAUUGUGUAACAUUUUAUGUGAUGAAUAAAUACAAUAAGACGAUUCUUUAGCACACAGUGGUGAUGUUUUACACAUAGAGGUGAUGUGUUACACACAGAGGUGAUGUGUUACACACUGAGGUGAUGUGUUACACACAGAGGUGAUGUAUUACACACAGAGGUGAUGUGUUACACACAGAGGUGAUGUGUUAUGGUCAGCGGUGAUCUGUUACACACAGAGGGUAUUUUUAGGACAGAACAUUGCGUUGACAUGCAGAAGGACUCUUCUAUAUGAGAUUAUUUUAUUAUUCUAUAAGCCUAUUUAAACAUUUGUUAAGUUUAGUUAGCUAUAAUUUCUUUCUAUUCUUAAGAUGUAGACUUUUGCAUUUCAGAUUUACAAAAAUCUUUACGGUGCCAUGUUGCAAGGUAGUAAAGCCCUUGAGAGGGCUGCCUACUGGGAAGAAGCCAUCACUCCUCCAACGAAGAGACAAGCUUCCAAGUUGUAAUGUCACUUAUCAACCAAUCAAGACAAGUAUUUUAUUCUUUUUGAACAUGACAGUGGAUCAACUUUGUCCCUAGAGUCCAUACAUCUAGUACUACAUCGGCAGUGCAAUAACCCAAGAUAUCUUUAUCUGUCUUAUUUAUAAAGUCUGAAUCUUCUGACAACUAAAUAGACCAAAUGAUGGCCUAGAUUUGAGAAUUUUUUAUUUUAGACAGGAUAAUUGUAAUUUAAUGAAUUUUAUAGGAUUGACUUUAAACAUGAAAAUUCCUUUUUUUUUAAACAGGGCCAUAGGGACCAAGGGCAGAAGAUAUAUCCCAUUUGACAAAUUAAUUUUUUUUCUCCAUUGUUGUAAAGGAUUCAUAAUUGUCAUUUAUUUUCUUGUAAGUUAAUAUAAGAAGUUCAACUUUCUGGGGGAAACAAAAAUAAAGUUAAUUUUUGAAAAUAAAAAUGUGUUAAAUGUAUAAAAAAAUAAAAAAUAGCAGUGUUUAGAAUAGAGAAUAAUGACUACUCCUUGGAUGUGACUAGGAUUUAAAUAUGACAUCAUAUUAUGUGUUGUUGUAUGGUUAAUAUUUAUAUCAGGGAUGUUAGAGUAUUUGCCUUUUUUUUAAUGUGUGGGAAAAAUAUUUUCAUGCACUGACAAAGCUUUUUAAAAAACUUUUUUGAUACAAAAAUUAAAAUUAUGUAUUUGACAUGCCCAACUGACAUGCCCAACUGACAUGCCCAACUGACAUGCCCAACUGGCAUGCCCAACUGACAUGCCCAACUGACAUGCCCAACUGACAUGCCCAACUGACAUGCCCAACUGACAUGCCCAACUGACAUGCCCAACUGGCAUGCUUUGUGGGUUUUUUUUAAAAUCUAACCAACUGGUGAAUUUGGUUCCAACUAUUUCAGGUUAUUGCAAGUUUGAACUUUGUACCCAGUAAUGUUUGUUUUGUUCCUUAUUUCUAGUUUUUAGUUUUAUUUUUACACAUAAUUUUCUUAAAUAAUCAAAUAGUUUUAACUUGGCUGUGUAUUAAAUUGUGAUUUCUUAUACAUAUAUAUGAUGUUUUACCACUCAAAAAAUGCUUUUGGAACUUACAAAUGAUGUGCUAGUACUUACAAAUGAUAUGAUAAUACUUAAAAAUAAUGUUCUAGUACUUACAAGUGAUGUGUUGGCAGUUGUCAUAGAUCAUUUAGCUGGAGGAGGGAGUGAGUUUAAGUGUGCAGAUGUAAGAAUGGGAAUUCACCACACACUACUCUAUACAAUAAUGAAAUAAGUCUCCUUCACAGUACCCUACAGAAUGACCAAGUCUCAAUCACACACUAAUAUCAGACUCAAACCAAUGUCUCCCUGCCCGGCCCACACACUCCUCUCUAUUGAAUAACAUUCCAGAGUGUAGACGUUUUUGCCCUAGUGCUACAUACCUGUGGUUUUCAAAUAAAAAUGAUUUAACAAUU
This is a messenger RNA of Lymnaea stagnalis (great pond snail), 23129 nucleotides long. The record is from the annotation of a GenBank genome assembly. NCBI's taxonomy places the organism in Eukaryota, Metazoa, Mollusca, Gastropoda, Lymnaeidae.